UAUCUCUUCAUCUUAGGGACGAGAAAACAGAUGCCAGUUCACAGGACAAGUGAUUAACUCUCACUUCUCUCUACCCUCCUCUCUCUCUCUUUCUGUUUCUCUGUCCGCCUCCACCUAUUGAAGCAUGUCUCAGAAGGAGAGGAUCAGGAGGGAGGAGGGGAGAGUCAGUAAGAGACCCCGCCCUGCGCACCCACCCCCCCUUCCGGCAGACGCCGACCCCCCCGGGAUGGACUUGCCACGGGACGCACCCCAAGAUCCUACCCCUCUGGACCAAGAUCUACAGCCGCAGGUCUCCCCAGGAGCGGCCCGCCGUCGUGGGCGGAGUAGAACCUUCAGUGAGAACUCCGUUUCCAUGGUUCACGCUCCCUUCCUCAGCAACCUGUUUGGAGAGGAGAGAGGCUUGGCACCAGCAGAGCUGGAAGAGCUGAAUGAGGCCUUCAGGGAGUUUGACUAUGACCAGGACGGGUACCUGCACUACAAGGACCUGGCCGAGUGUAUGAGGACCAUGGGCUACAUGCCUACUGAGAUGGAGCUGAUUGAGAUCAUCCAGCACAUCAAGAUGAGAUCGGGGGGCCGGAUCGACUUUGAGGAUUUCUGUGACCUGAUGGGGCCCCGCAUGCUGGCUGAGACGGCCCACAUGCUCGGAGUCAGGGAGAUGAAGUGUGCUUUCAAACAGUUUGACUGUGAUGGGGACGGACAGAUCACCUUUGAGGAUCUGAGGGAGGCGGUGAGGUCGCUCCUGGGGGAGAGGCUGAAGCAGGGGGAGGUGGAGGAUCUCCUCCGGGACAUCGACCUCAACGGGGACGGCUCCGUUGACUUUGACGAAUUCGUCAUGAUGCUGUCCAUCCCAUAACCGCAGUCGUCAUGGACGCUGGAUAUCAUGGCUAAGCAAGAGAGCGUGUGUGUGUGUGUGCAUGUGUGUGUGUGUGUGUCUGCAUGUGACAAUAAUUUUGUCAUUGACACCGGAUUAAGAAGCUUAUUAUUUUACAUGUUAUACAGGUCUUUUAACAUAUGUUAUUAUUAGCUACAUGCAUAAAAGCUAUUUUGAAUAUUGUAUACAGAGGUAGCUUUAAAUACAUCAAAAUCAAUCAUUUUGAUCUGAUAUUAGCUGAAUGCAAUGUAAAAUUUAAAAAAAUAAUUGAAAAACAAAAUAAGAAUAUAACAAAUCAGAGUUCUGUCGCACAUUAAAAUAGGAAAACAAAAAGACACAGUGGUCAUGGACAAUUCUUGCCACCUAGUGGGAAUGUACAGUACUGGAGCAAGGCAGCCUCGUAAAAAGAAACAACUUUGAUAAUAUAGUGUAGUCUUUAGACUUAUUUAUUUAUUUCCAGACUUUUGGAUAAAAUGUCUUCCAUUUUGAACAUUUCACGUCAUCAGAUUCAUACAUUCAUUUGUCUGGCUCUCUUCCUUGUGCGCACAUUGUGAUAUGCUGUCUGCCAUUUAUAUUUUUGGCUCUACACGCCCCAUGUUGUUUUGGUGACCUCUGAUGCUCUGCUAUUUCGAUAAACUCAAAAUGUCAGUGUGAAAGACAGGGCCAGCAGUUGCCUUUCCGUAGGAAACUCGAGUUUGGCAGUUCAGGGUUGAGGAAAAAAAACUAUGUUAUAAAUCUAUCCCGGCACCAACAAUAUAAAUUCUGCUAAGAAAAAAACAAACAAACAUGGAUCAUAUCAUGUGGUUUCAAAGGUUAUGGGCAGGGGCAAGAGGAGGCACGUGUGCACAAAAGCUGAUUGAUUUUUUAAAAAAAAACAAACAAACAAAAAAAACAUUUGAGGUACGUUAAAAUAAUUUUCAUACAGAAUUUCCCACAUCUCCGAGAGGUUGUUUCAUACGAGUCCGUCGAAAACGUGUUUAUGUAAUAGAUACUCUUCACCUUUCCAUCCUCCUCUUCCUCUGUGUGUUUACCACUUCUUCACCACAGGAGGGUGCUCACAGUGGGCUGGAUAAACCUCUGAAACGCGUUAUUUUAAAUGAAUAUGAUCAUCACAGUAAUAUACCCACGAAUCCCUUACAUUAGGAGUGGGGUGGGCAAACCCCUUAAUCUGGCAAUCACAAUACUGCAUACGUCAGUGUGGUUACACUAACACGGUAGUACGGUAGCACAGGGCUCUGGUGUUUAAACUGACACCUCAAGCCUCAAGAUACAUAAAUGUACAUAAAUCUAAAUUAAUUCUGGAAAAAGGUCACCCUUAUGAAUGUUGACGGUGUAAAAGGUUGAGAUAUUGGCACUGGUGUAGGGAAGAGUAAUUAUCUGGUUGAGCUCUUCCGAAUGUUGCCUCAAGUGGGCAGCCUACUGCAGGGAACGCACGUGACCAAGCGGCCCAUAAAACUAUUUGGGCACAGCGGUUUUAAUUGUAUACCCACAGGGUGAGCUGUGUACCCCUAUCUGUGACCCCUAUCCCGGCAAAUUGCACCUUUCGGGUUGUGAUGUUCUGAGAGCUUGUCUAUAGCCUCGCUAGGUCUCAUGCAGUCCCUUCAGACUCACCAGACAGGACGUGUUGUGUGUGUGUGUGUGUACGUUUGUGUGUGUGUGUGUGUGUGCGUUAGUGUGUGUGUGUGUGUGUGUGUGUGUACGUUUGUGUGUGUGUGUGUGUGUGCGUUAGUGUGUGUGUGUAUAUGUGUGUACGUUAGUGUGUGUGUGAGUGUGUUUGCAGGGUCAUGUCUCAAACCACUAAUUUUUUGUACCGCAAAGCAGGAUUACUGAGUUAGCUGGAGAACUGCACUGAGUAAAACCUGGAACCCUCCCAAAUCUGGAACAGGGACUGAAGUGAAAAGAGCAGUUCUGGGUUUAACUCCAACUAAUUCAGUAAUUCCAGCAAUUAUCCAACUAUCUCAGUAAUCCUCCUGCUUUGUGGUAGAGGCCCCCUGAUUAGCCAAGCGAUGGUCUUAACCCCAGACAUCCUGUUGGGUCUGAAAGGUAAAGUCAUUUCCUAGAUUGGUUUCGUUCAGUGAAAUUCAGCACGUCUCAACUCCAGGUGCUGUGGGCUGCAGCAUCUGCAGGUAUUCACACACCACCUGAUUUCACUAGCGAGCUUCCUCCCUGAACCAAGGAGGUAAAAUAAUCAAGUGAAAUCAGGUGGUGUAGUGCACGGUCCACACUGUGGCCGACAGGAUCUGGAGUUGAGUAGCACUGGUCUAUUUGUUUCCGUUUUAGCCGGCGUUAUGUAAUAAGUCUUGAAUUGCCACCAACCAACGGCAUAUCACAUAAUACUGAUAAUAUGUUAUCAAUAUUACAUAUAUAUUAUCAUUGUUCUGCUGUGCAACAAUAGCAAAUAAAUAACACUGUAAUGCUUGAAAGUGUCUCUUGUUUGGGAAAUUGAAUCCUCACAGACAGUGUGCAAACAAGUGUUUUUAUUAUUGAAAAUUGAUAACUUAAAUACUCCAGCAGAAAAAAUAAAUCUCAAAAAAAAAAAAAAAAAAAAACAUUUUACAAACGAUUCACAUAGAACAAAGCCAUCGUGCAAUGCAAUUAUACGGAGGGUGAUUUCUCAAGAAGCUGAUGCCAAGAUUACAUCUGACAAUUAUUCGGGCAAAUUGUAGUGCACUGAGUUACCAAGCGGAAAAGCAAAAUGUGCAUAAGGCAAAAAAAGAUCUGCUGACACGCUCCAGAGGACCUUCACAUAAAGACUUCCCUCUCCGAAAGACUGACUGCAGCAGGAGGGGGACACAAUAACCACUUCCGGAGAGAAUUUCGAACCUUUCGGAGAUGAAAUGGGAGUUCACGCGAUCGGCCGUAGUGCAUUCGACGGGUCCCGUCCCGCUCUUGGAAGAAACGCGAUUAAAUUAGUAUCAACGGCAC
Molecule: messenger RNA, 3796 nt
Organism: Anguilla rostrata (American eel)
Lineage: Eukaryota; Metazoa; Chordata; Actinopteri; Anguilliformes; Anguillidae
Gene: cabp4
Product: calcium binding protein 4
Exons: 8
Coding region: 125-853 (242 amino acids)
Biological process (GO): regulation of voltage-gated calcium channel activity
Cellular component (GO): cytoplasm
Molecular function (GO): calcium ion binding; calcium channel regulator activity
Source: RefSeq, a predicted model, not a curated record